GCCCUCCCUUUCCCGUGCCAUGGACACACGGAUCUACCGCUUAAAGAAAUGGACAAAUUAUUUAUUUUGGUACCAGCAUCGCUGUUUCGAAAUCAAGGACAUGUGGCUUCACUAUUACUGGGACACAGAUGACAUUGGCAGGGUUGUCCGGGGCAGUAUGAACCUCCACAGUGUCAAAGCAACCAGAGUCAACUCCAGAACUCUGCAUCUGUCCAGCCGGAACCUGACAUACUACCUGAAGUCAGACAGUGAGAAGGACAUGCAAGACUUUAUCUGUGGUCUUCAGGAGAUGGAUGUCCUUGUGUCUGACACGUAGAGAAGAAGCAUUCUGUGCUCAGCAAUGGAUUAAUUCUAUUUUUUUUGUUGGUGUUGAGAAAAUGAUGAAAAGCUGUAUUUUUAACUGUUACUGACGAUUCCUUAAACCAUGGAAAUAGAAAAAUAUUUUUAAUGGUCUGUUACUGCACGGCUGAAAGAAAGUAUUAUUCAGCAUUCUCUGCUUACUUGCAAGAUAGCAAUAAAGCGUGUUUCCAACAACAAGGUGUGUUGGAAAAUUUAGAACAAGAACUACAGUAUUUAGCUUUGAAAACAUGAUAUCAUUUGCAACUGGUGAUGCAAACACUGGCUUUGGAGAAGCUCUAUUCAAUAGUUACUGGAAAAUGGGAAUGUACAUUGGCUUUAUGUCACACAUUUGCACAGGCACUUCAAAACACUAAAAAGGUAUCACUUGAUUUUGAAUGUUUUCGACUGACAUGUUUUCAUCAGCUUGUUUUCAUUUACCAAGCUUUCCAGACUUUCAGAAUAAAGGUUUGCAUUUUUA
Molecule: messenger RNA, 817 nt
Organism: Calypte anna (Anna's hummingbird)
Lineage: Eukaryota; Metazoa; Chordata; Aves; Apodiformes; Trochilidae
Product: oxysterol-binding protein 2-like
Exons: 2
Coding region: 20-316 (98 amino acids)
Source: RefSeq, a predicted model, not a curated record